Messenger RNA from Lizanozyma spartinae, 3372 nucleotides. RefSeq lists its product as uncharacterized. Gene Ontology annotation, cellular component: Sin3-type complex. NCBI's taxonomy places the organism in Eukaryota, Fungi, Ascomycota, Pichiomycetes, Serinales, Debaryomycetaceae. The transcript is spliced from 2 exons. The record is from RefSeq and is a predicted model, not a curated record. The coding region runs from base 1 to 3372 and encodes 1123 amino acids.
AUGAAGCAAUUAAUUAGUUACAUCAUUCCCGACUUUCAGACUGUGCAAUAUUUCAUCAAGGAUUUCGAAGCAAACAACGAGUUUUAUUUACUUGAAGAGACCACAAGACUGGGGUUCGACAUUUACUUGGUUGAAAAAUGGGCUCUUAGUCGUAAAAUCACUUGUGUGGCCAGUACCUACACUGGUAACUCAGAACUGGAGAAUAAGGUGCUUAAAUUAACUAUAAUCAAGAAACAGAGUCGUUUCUACCCUUUGAAAUUCCAGGAAUAUUUGAAUGAACUAUUAAUCAACAAAAAUAAGGUGACAAGACUUUGUGGAGCUGAUGGAGUUACCAAGUCUACUUCACCAAUAAAUAACACUGGAUUUGAACCGUGCAUAAAUGACAAGGUUCAAACAAAUGAAGAGGUCUUAUUUAUAACAAACAUUACCGAGCUUCCAUCAGACUUGAAUGUUAUCCCUAUUCCUCAAGGUGAUGCCAGAUUGGUUUAUUCAUCCUUUAUUAUAAAUUCAAACCUCAAACGGUUACAAUGUUCAGGUAGGUCCAACUCAUUGAUCAAUGACAAAGUGUCUGAUUCCAAUGAAAACAAAUUUAGAACCAUUUAUCGUAUUUAUAACUCACCAAUUAAAUUCGCCAUAAUGGAAUUGGUGAAUUUGGUUCAAAUAUCUCUUUUCUACUUUGAUCUUUUGGAUCUUAAAUAUUGUGAUGGAUUGCUUUGUGAUAAAACAGAAGAAGCUCUUGUGACUUGGUGGAAUUUGAUUGGCUUGCCCCAUUUCAGUUAUAAACCUAAUGUGAAAAAGAAUGGUAUUUUACCCAAUAAAUCUGUUAGUGGGAUAAUUUCCUUGAUUGUGCUGAUCAAACUUCGGUUGAUGAUCUUUGGUGGAUGUGAUGUUCCCGGGGAUCCAUUUGACUAUGAAAACUUUAUGAUUUCCAUUGGCCAAUUCCAAAGACAAGUCAAGUUGAAGAAGAAGAGAAAGUUAAGUCUAGAGACACUUUCCAAAUUGUUCACCAUAACAAAUGCCAAAUUAUCAUCAACAAACUCCCAUCUUGCUGGGAAUAACACUCACCCUUACCGAUCAGUUAUGUAUGACGAUGUUUACUCCGAUGAAUCUAAUGGAAUAUCAGCAGGUAACUCGUUCGUCAUUAGUUCCAAUGCUCCAAAUUCAACUGCAACUAUGGCGUCACCCUUGUCACCAACUCAAAGUAAUACUAAUGGGGGGCCAGCAAAUGCAAAAAUGCCUCACUAUUACUUCAAUAAGUUGAAGUCGACAGUACAGGAUCAUCUCCCAAUCACUUCAUCAUCAUUGAUAACAGACGAAAUGGGGGUAGCAAAAAAGUCAAACAGAAUUAAAAGCAAAAUCACUAGUAGGUUUUCAGACAACUCAGCUCUGCAUUAUACCCCAGCUGAUGUGGAGACUCUUGAUUUGGAUCUAUUCAUUAAACUGUAUAUCCAAGGUUACACUUUGAUCCGAUUAUUCAUUGGUGUUGAUAUCAACGGAGCUCCCUUAAGGGCAGAUAAUCUGACAUCAACGAAAAAGAGAAGGAAUGGUGAUGUAUCUCUGGGAGAUUCAUAUCUUAAUGGUAAUGGCCACAACCAUCGUGAGCAUCUUCCAAUUUCCAACAGAAGAGAAGCUCAAGCAGGAGAUUUUUUAAAAAAGAAUGAUAAAAACUAUCAGUUUGUCAGUUUUAAGCAAAAGAUGGCAAGCCGUAUGGCAUUAAUGCAAGGAACUACAGGUCUUAUGACACCUCAACCUGUUUAUAAUGGUGGCCACAUCCCAUACUUGCUGCCACGUGUAAGAGGUUACGGAUCAUCUGCUUCUCUUUUGGAUUCAAGCAUAUAUUCAAGGGGUUUAAUGAAGUUUGGUUUAAGGACAAAGAAGUUCAAGCCUAUUGCUAAUGAAUCGCAAGCAUCGUUGAAUUCGUCAGCACCUUCAUCAGUAAUGGGUAUUCCUCCAGUUCAAGUGCCAUUGGAGGCAGACAUAGUUGAAGUGAAGGAACCAGAAUCGUUAGAGAAUUCUGUGGCAGUUGACAACUUGCUUCAAAUUUCACCUUUUGAAGAUCCCACAAAGGAAGGACCUCAAAAAUUAAGCACUUCAAGAGGAAUGCAACCACAAUGUGUGGCUAAUAGGGAAUAUGAUAUAAAUAAUCCAGAGUGUUUUGUUCUGUAUCUCAAUAGGCGAAACUCAUGGCCCACAGUUGAAAGACACGGAGGAAACUUGAAUCAAAUUGCCUUAGAGAGAAAUAAUUUGAGGAAGGAACUAGGCGAUGAAGGCUUAUUACAGGAGCAAGUCAAAUCCGCCUUAACGUCGUCAGCAUCAUUUUGUCAAUUAAAAAGAAAUGCUCUGUUCCUGUUGGUUGAAGCAUACGUGAACUCAUCGUUUUCAAUUGUUCAAGAAGAUAUGUUUAAUCCUCAAAGAUUUUUUGACGAUUACAUUGAGACACUUUCUGUGAUCACCAAAGUGGACGAAAUAAAAUCUUUACUUACUCAUGAGAGUAAAAGAAACACCGAAAUACUUUUACCUGAAGGAAUAGGAGGAUUUAGGCGUAAACUGGAAUUUCAACCAAAUAUUGAGAGUAUUCAAGAAGAGGCUAAUUCUCCCAAGCUCGUAAGGAGCAAUGUAGAUCAAGGAGUGAUCGAAUCGGUUGAUGAAGAAGAUCUGGGUGCUGUUGUUCCAUUGAAGACGAAGAAGAAUUCUGAAGUUGAAAUUCCAAGUGGUUACGACGUUGAAGAUUAUCCACUGAAUGAUUUGAUUCGCCAGUAUUAUAAGCAGUUGAAUUAUGAAUUGGUGAAGACCAAUCAUUCAUACAGUGCUAUGCAACAACAGAAAAAUAAGGUGAUGGAUGACGAGAUUAUGUUCAAAUUAGAGUUUCAAUUAAAGAAUUUGAAAUCGACAAUUGAUCGAUUAAUUUAUGAAACUCGGAUAUUGAACAGACGUAUUGGCGAAUUACAAGAAAACUCAAGCAUCAUUCGUCAUAAGGUGAGCGAUGAGAUAAUGAUUGAGAAAUAUUCAUCACUCGUUAAUUCAUUGGUGAAAUCUUCAAAGUUUUACACUGUUUUCAACAGUGACGAGAGGGCCGAUUUGAUUUCCAAAUUGAAAAUUGAAAAUAAGGUUAUCAUUCAAGUUGAUGGUGAGACUUCACCACGUGGUUUUGAAACAGGAUUAAUCGGAUUAUUUGGGAUGUUGGUUUACGAGAUGUUUGUAUUAUUGUUUCUGAUAUUUCAGUUUGACCGACUGAAGAUGAAUUUAGAUCGAAUCAGACAUUCAUGGGCCAAAUUAGAUCCCAAUAGAAAAAUCAUUAACCAUAUCUACCAAUUAAUUGGCCGGGCUCCCUCAAGGGUACCGAUGACAAAAUCGUCACUGAGUGACAACUAG